Messenger RNA from Lindgomyces ingoldianus, 2451 nucleotides. RefSeq names its product TPR-like protein. Lineage: Eukaryota; Fungi; Ascomycota; Dothideomycetes; Pleosporales; Lindgomycetaceae. Bases 1 to 2451 code for a protein of 816 amino acids. The transcript has 6 exons. Gene Ontology annotation, molecular function: protein binding. The record is from RefSeq and is a predicted model, not a curated record.
AUGGCAAUCGCGAUAUCCUUUGGCGAUGCGAACUACGGCCUCCAAGCCGGGAUCAUCAACGGCCCGGUCCAUGCCGAGUUCCAUCCGGCUCCUGAGACCCCACCAAACCCCUCAUCCACCGUGCCUUUCCGUCGCGAUGUGGAUUUCGUAGAGCGAGGGUUGAUACUUGAUCAAAUUCACCACAAGUGUGCCACACCAGGCUCUUGGACUGCGCUCGUUGGCUUGGGAGGCGUCGGUAAGUCGCAACUCGCCAUUGAAUACACGUACCGAGUCCGAGUGCGAUCGCCUGAAAUAUGGGUUUUCUGGGUCCAUGCCAGCAACGCUGCUCGAUUUGAGCAGAGCUAUCGAGACAUUGCAGACUCCGCAAAGAUACCCGGGCGACAGAACCCUAAGGCCAACAUAUUCAAGCUCCUGCAUGACUGGCUGCGCGAUAGCCAAGGACGAUGGAUACUUAUUCUCGAUAAUUUAGAUGAUGCUAGGUUCCUAGUAGACGCCCAGGUGAACGGCCAAAGUGAGUCGGAUGAGUCAUGGGGCGCUUCCAAGCCGCUGCGGGAUUAUCUGCCUAAAAGCCAGAAUGGAGUGAUUCUUAUAACUUCGAGGAACAGAGAGGCAGCACUGGAGCUUGUCGAACAGUGCGACAUUAUUGAAGUCGAACCAAUGGACGAGGUGCCCUCCAUGGCCCUGUUUAAAAGAAAGCUAGAGAACGUAGAGAAGAAACUUGGAGUAGAAGUUGACAAUAAAGACCUUGCCGAACUUGCAGCAGCGCUUGAGUUUAUGCCGCUUGCUAUCGUUCAAGCGGCGGCUUACAUCUCCGAACGAGCGCCGCGGUGUUCAGUGCGACAGUACUUGGAACAGUUUCGGAAGAGCGAUCGCAAGAGAACGACUCUCUUAGAUCAUGAAGGGGGCUGGUUACGUCGGGACCGAGAAGCAAAGAACUCAAUUAUCAUUGCUUGGCAGAUAUCAUUCAAUCAUAUCCGUCAGACAAGACCAUCAGCAGCUGACUUGCUAUCGCUGAUGAGCUUUUUCGAUCGCCAAGGGAUUCCAGAAGCGCUACUUAAAAUAUCGACUAAGCAAAGAGACUCCCAGAGAUAUCGGAAAGAGCGCGAUGAUGGUGAGUGGGAUGAUGAUGAUUAUUCAUCGCAAUCUAGCCAGGGUGACGAGUUUGAGGACGAUGUAGUUGCGCUUGACAUACUGCCCACGCUUUUCCCACACGCGAAAUUGGCGAUAACGCAGCAGCCAAAAGAGUCAUAUUCAUUAAGAGAUUGGGCUUCGAUACUGUACAGGACAGCUUGGUAUGCAUGGGAAAUGGGAAAUGGGGUUGAAGCGGAGAAGAUGUCAUUCCAGGCGAUGAAGGUGAGGAAGAAGAUUCUUGGUCAAGAGCAUGAAGAUACGCUUUCAAGUAUGGCAAUGGUAGGGAAUCAAGGCCGAUGGGACGCGGCUGAAGAGCUAGAGGUGCAAGUGAUGGAGACUCGCAAGACGAAACUUGGAGAAGACCAUCCCUCCACGCUGACUAGCAUGGCCAACCUAGCAUCAACUUUUUGGAAUCAAGGUCGAUGGGACGCGGCCGAAGAGCUAGAGGUGCAAGUAAUGGAGACUCGCAAGACGAAACUCGGAGCGGACCAUCCUUCUACACUAACUAGCAUGGCCAACCUAGCGUCGACGCUUUUGAAUCAAGGUCGAUGGGACGCCGCCGAAGAGCUGUUUGUGCAAGUGAUGGAGACAAGCAAGACGAAACUUGGAGCAGACCACCCAGAUACGCUGGCUAGCAAGGCCAACCUGGCGUCGACGUACAGGAAUCAAGGCCGAUGGGACGCGGCCGAAGAGCUAGAUGUGCAAGUGAUGGAGACUCGCAAGACGAAACUCGGAGCAGACCAUCCGGACACGCUGAUUAGCAUGGCUAACCUAGCAUCGACGCUUUGGAGUAAAGGCCGAUGGGAUGCGGCCGAAGAGUUGUUCGUGCAAGUGAUGGAGACAAACAAGUUAAAACUCGGAGUAGGCCAUCCUUCCACGCUAACAAGCAUGGCCAACCUAGCGUCGACGUACCGGAAUCAAGGCCAAUGGGACGCGGCCGAAGAGCUAGAGGUGCAAGUGAUGGAUACUUGGAAGACGAAACUUGGAGUAGACCAUCCUUCCACGCUGACUAGCAUGGCCAACCUAGCAUUGACUCUUUGGAGUCAAGGACGAUGGGACGCGGCUGAAGAGCUAGAGGUGCAAGUAAUGGAGACUCGCAAGACGAAACUCGGGGCAGACCAUCCAGACACGCUAGCUAGCAUGCAUAAUCUUUCCUGCACGUGGAAAGCAAUCGGUAGAGUAACGGAAGCCGUAAGAUUGAUGGAGGAAUGUGUACAACUACAGAAACGCGUCUUAGGAGUAGGCCAUCCUCACACCCUAUCAUCCAUUAAAUCUUUGGCCAAAGCUAAAGCUAAGAGGAAUUUAUUGUUAAGCAAAUGA